ACCCCCAUGGGCUGGCCACCCCUCUAUUUAUAUAGGAGACACCCCCAUGGCUUCUUCUUGUGCUGCAGCAUUCCUGGUGGUCAGACGCCCAUGCCUUAACGGUCAGAACAUGCGCGCCAACAGCUCACUCUCGUCCAAUGGUCGAAUCGGAUUCAUCUGGUGGUUUUUACUCGGUGACCACUAGAUAACUACUGUGUCAUCUAGAGAGCUUCAAAAUUUUGUAUUUAAGCACUGAAAAAUCCAGUACUAACCACUAGAUAAAGCGCUCCCUGCUUUUAAUGUCAACAGAAGCUCCCGCGCUGUUGUUCCUACCUAGCAGUUUGACCGGCCAAGCCGUGUGGUUAGACCGGCCUCUUGUUAGUGGCCCUUGGCCCAAAUAGUAGUGCCUCUUCAUCUGGUGCUCAUGCAUCAGCGAGUUUCAGAGAAAGCUUAUGUUCAAAAAAAGGUUCGGAGAAAGCGCCCCGCCUUCAUUCAGACGGGCUGCUUCUCGUGCACACAUUGUGCUCGCGAUUAGAUCAGGCCUAGCCCACGGUCUAACUACUAGGGCCUCCUAAUUUGGCCCAAGUCAUAGCCCAAGGGCUUUCACAUUUGGACCAAGUCAAUAUAUUGCACCUUAGUUUUUAACAUGGGUCUAUAAUAUUUAUUUGAUUUAAUAGAGUACAAAAUGGGCCAAACCCAAAAUUAAAUUUGUCAUGUUAAUAGUUGCUACAGUAUUUUUAAGACUUUCUACUAAACAUGGUUUUGUCCUAAUAUUAUUUUUCAGUCUUCACAUCAGAUGAGGUUGAGCCAAAUAGAAAAAGUUUGAUGACUAAAACGACCACUUUGACUAUCCAGAUAAAAUUCAGCCCAAAAAAUAUAGAUUUAGAACUGAUGCCAUCAUUUUAAUAGUUCAUAAGAUUAAAUCGAGCCUAAAUGUAAAGUUUUAGGACUAAAAUGGUAAUUUUGAAAGUUUGGGAAUGAAAUUGAAACUCAAGUGAUAAUUGAGGGACAAAAAUAAAUAUUUCACUAAUGGCUUUUGCUCAUGUUAUUUAGAGUCUACCGUACUGAUCAUAAAAUAUUUCUGAUUAUUUUUAGAAUUUCUAGGAUUUAUCUUAGGUUCGGUUCAACCGAACUGCUUUUUAUAGUUGCUACACAGCUACAGCCACAAGUAGUGCAGCGGAGCGGAGCACUCCCUUUGUUUAGUGUGUCAUCUGUAUUAAUUUGAACGCUCCAAAGAAGAAUAUUACCUAAUGCAAGCACCAUUUCCAUGCUUCUUUAUACUUAAGCAGAACGAAGUGUUUAUGCUUAUGUUGAAAGCUGAUCCUCAAGAUGCAAGCUCUAUCGCUGUUAUCCACAAUGAAGUCGAGGCCAAAGUGACAAUAUCAACAAGGGAGGAUAUCAAGUCACUGACUCUAACAUACACAGGCAACACUUCCCUAGUGGCUAUCCUCAUCACCACUAUUACCUUUGCAGCUGCUUUCACAUUGCCUGGAGGUUAUAGCACUGAUCCUGGAGACGAGGGGCUUCCCACCAUGGCAAGGAAGUUUGCAUUUAAGGCAUUCUUGAUCUCAGAUACCAUGGCAAUGUGCUCCUCACUUGCUGUUGCCUUUAUAUGCAUCAUAGCAAGGUGGGGGGAUCUUGAGUUCUUGCUUUACUACAGAUCUUUUACCAAGAAGCACAUGUGGUUUGCAUACAUGGCAACCACCACAGCAUUCGCAACUGGUUUAUACACAGUUCUGUCUACUCGUCUCCUAUGGCUAGCUGUUGCGGUCUGCGCUCUGACGUCUUUACUGCCCAUUCUUACAAAGCUUCUUGGUGAAUGGCCCAUCUUGCGACUGAGAUUUCGGUUAGGACGGGCUUUCAAAUCAGAUCUCCUCAAUAUGUCUAGAUUCAUCACCUUCAGUUACUGGUUCCAGUUGUGUUCCUGUUUUUAUGUUGAAAACAUAAGGAUACAAUAUAUGUUGCAAGAUUUAAUUGUUGCCAAACAACACUUUUGUUCUAAUAAUGUAGAAUCCCUUAAUAAAGGCAGAACUAUGUAA
Messenger RNA from Panicum virgatum (switchgrass), 2018 nucleotides. RefSeq names its product ankyrin repeat-containing protein ITN1-like. Gene Ontology annotation, molecular function: protein phosphatase regulator activity; protein phosphatase 1 binding. The record is from RefSeq and is a predicted model, not a curated record. The transcript has a single exon. NCBI's taxonomy places the organism in Eukaryota, Viridiplantae, Streptophyta, Magnoliopsida, Poales, Poaceae. Gene Ontology annotation, cellular component: plasma membrane. Bases 1230 to 2018 code for a protein of 262 amino acids.